AUAAUUAUACUCCAAAACCAAAACCGCAAAAAGACGAAUCAUCAUCUACUAAUUUUAUGGACGCACUCUCCCAAAUUAAAACUGGUGAAUCUGCUGUGCAAGAAAACUCUGAUAAUACGGUUAAUAGUCAAGAUAUAGAUUCAGAUUAA
Messenger RNA from Racocetra fulgida, 149 nucleotides. The record is from the annotation of a GenBank genome assembly. NCBI's taxonomy places the organism in Eukaryota, Fungi, Glomeromycota, Glomeromycetes, Diversisporales, Gigasporaceae.